AUGGAUGAUAAUAAUAGCAAUAUAUUUGAAGUUCUUGAUUCGCCAUCUUCAAAAAAAUCAUUAAAAAUAACAUCAACAACUACUAACAUAGUCUCUAUGCGUCGUUCUCAUCUUCCAUUGAUGAAUGCAGGCAAUGGUUCAUAUUCUUCUUCAUCAUCUCCAUCUACUCCAAUAACAUCUACAUCAUCAUCAUCGGAACAAGUUCAACGAAAUAGACGAAGAGAUCGAGCACUUCAAGAUCUUGGAUUUGUUAAUCCAGGUCCGAAAAAUUUAGUUAAUGUUGCUAAUGUACCAGCAAGACGUUUAAAAACUCGACAAUCAUCUACACAAGAGAAAUCAAAUUCUAUUAAACCUUUAUAUGAUCAAUCAGGUCUUCUUGCUUCCGAUCAAACAGAUCGAUGUGAUUGUAAUCGUUUAACAUGUUCCGGAUGUUUUGUACCAUGCACAGCAUGUCAAUCACCAAAAUGUGGGCUAGAAUGUCGAAAUCUUCGAACAUAUACUUAUGAAUAUCGUUUAUAUGGAACAAAUCAAGAAAUACUUCAACAAUAA
This is a messenger RNA of Adineta steineri, 549 nucleotides long. Lineage: Eukaryota; Metazoa; Rotifera; Eurotatoria; Adinetida; Adinetidae. The record is from the annotation of a GenBank genome assembly.